CAAAGAGGCUAAUAAGAAAAUCCAAGCCAAAUCCCCUUAUCACUUCAUUUUCCCCUCUUACAAUUGCCAUGGCAGCUCUCAAUCUUCCUUCUUUUUCCAAAACCUUAAACCCUAAUUCUCAAUUCCAAAACCUCCCUAAAACCUUUCUUCUUUCUCUUUCCUACCCUUUUCUCACAACCUCUCUCUCUUCAAUUCCACCAGCAAAAAGUUCAAGAUUCCCAGUUGUAAGAGCCAUUUCUGAUGGGGAAUACUCUUCAAAGAGGAGCAGUAACAGUGAUGAAAGGGAAACUAUUAUGUUACCUGGAUGUGAUUAUAACCACUGGCUUAUUGUCAUGGAGUUCCCUAAAGACCCUGCUCCUACUAGAGAACAGAUGAUUGAUACUUAUCUUGACACUCUUGCCACCGUUCUUGGAAGUAUGGAAGAGGCAAAGAAGAACAUGUAUGCCUUUAGUACUACCACUUACACUGGUUUUCAGUGCACUGUAUCUGAAGAAACAUCAGAGAAGUUUAAGGGUCUACCUGGAGUUCUGUGGGUCCUGCCUGAUUCUUAUAUAGAUGUGAAGAACAAGGACUAUGGAGGAGAUAAGUACAUCAAUGGAGAAAUAAUUCCUUGUCAGUAUCCUACUUACCAACCCAAGCAGGCUAACAGAACAAGAAGCAAGAGUAAAGCAUAUGUAAGAAGAAGAGAUGGUCCUCCGCCUGAACGAACAAGACAAGCAGCAGCUCCCGAGUCUUCCUCCUAAAACUAUAAUGGUGCAUUUUGGGUUUAUCUGAUCUUAGAGUCGACUUGCCAUUUGGAAAUGCCAAUAUAUCAUUCAUAGUCUCAUAUUGGUGAGCAAUUUAACAAAGAUAUGUUGAUGCUUAAAGGUAGAUGGAAAUACACUGCUAGUCUAGGAGUUUGGUAGAAUGCAUUUAUUGUUUUAUCUUUCCUCUAGACUAGCUUUCUGGUUGCAUUAUUGAGAAUGAGGAAGAAAGCUGUGUCCGUAUGUAAUUUUGAUC
This is a messenger RNA of Solanum stenotomum, 999 nucleotides long. RefSeq names its product DAG protein, chloroplastic. The record is from RefSeq and is a predicted model, not a curated record. Lineage: Eukaryota; Viridiplantae; Streptophyta; Magnoliopsida; Solanales; Solanaceae. Gene Ontology annotation, biological process: cytidine to uridine editing; chloroplast RNA modification. The coding region runs from base 69 to 743 and encodes 224 amino acids. Gene Ontology annotation, cellular component: chloroplast. The transcript is spliced from 5 exons.